AAAACAAGAGUGGAGAUUGACAUAGAGCAGAAACACUGGGUUCCAGUAAAAGUGAUGAAGAUGAUGUGCAGAGUGAGGGAGGCGGGGCAUCUGAGUCCAACAGAGACCGAGAGAAAAAUGAGGCGAGGUAAGAGGUCAUUUGGUUAUAUGACUCAGAUUUGUUCAGGAAGCUGCCAGAGCUGCAGCUCUCUGAAGAUGGAGGAGCUCUGCUUUCCACAACUGCUCAACACCUCCUGCAGAAAGCCCACCUCUCCUUGGGCCAACUUUGUGCUCCUUAACAUUGUGCUGUACUUUAUCUCUCUGCUCACUGUGGCUCUUAACCUCCUUGUCAUCAUCUCAGUCUCCCACUUCAGGCAGCUCCACACACCCACCAACAUCCUCCUCCUUGCUCUGGCUGUCUCAGACUUUCUCGUGGGCCUCCUGGCGCUACCAGGAGAAGUCUUCCGGAAAACAUACUGCUGGUUUCUUGGUGACCUCAUGUGUUUGCUCUAUUUUUAUGUGUCCGUCAUCAUUACGUCUUCUUCGAUAGGAAACAUGGUGCUCAUAUCAGUCGACCGCUAUGUGGCUAUUUGUGACCCUCUGCAUUACACCACCAGAGUCACUGUGAAAAGAGUUAAACUCUGUGUGUGUCUGUGUUGGCUCUGUGUUGUUUCUUAUACCAGUCUCUUGUUAAAGGAUGACCUGACUCAACCAGGCAGGUAUAAUUCCUGCCAUGGAGAGUGUGUGAUUGUCAUUAACCACACUGCAGGAGUUGUUGACCUUGUUGUAACCUUUAUUGUUCCCAUUUCUGUCAUUGUCGUUCUGUACAUGAGAGUAUUUGUUGUGGCUGUGUCUCAGGCUCGUGCCAUGCGCUCUCACAUCACAGCUGUCACUCUCCAGCUUUCAGUGAAUCAACAAACAAAGAAAUCUGAGCUGAAAGCAGCCAGGACUCUUGGUGUUCUUGUAGUUGUGUUUCUAAUAUGUUUCUGCCCAUUUUACUGUGUCGCUCUUGCAGGUGAUGCCUUGGUCAGUGCUUCAUCUGCAUCCUUUGUGCUUUAUUUCCUCUAUUUGAACUCAUGUCUAAACCCCUUGAUCUAUGCCUUGUUUUAUUCCUGGUUUAGAAAAGCAGUUAAACUCAUUGUCAGUCUUCAGAUUCUGCAGCCUGGCUCCUGUGAGACCAACAUACUGUAGAGAGGCUGUGGAGUGACUGAAAUGAGGCCUGCUCCACCAAGGUUUUGAAUUGAAAAUCACAAAAAUUUAAGUAAAAUCUCUCUAUACAGUAUAUAAGCAGUUUAUAAGAAAAUUGUGCAUUGCUC
Epinephelus fuscoguttatus (brown-marbled grouper) is the source of this 1295-nucleotide messenger RNA. RefSeq names its product trace amine-associated receptor 13c-like. Bases 55 to 1170 code for a protein of 371 amino acids. Gene Ontology annotation, biological process: G protein-coupled receptor signaling pathway. Lineage: Eukaryota; Metazoa; Chordata; Actinopteri; Perciformes; Serranidae. The record is from RefSeq and is a predicted model, not a curated record. Gene Ontology annotation, cellular component: membrane. Gene Ontology annotation, molecular function: trace-amine receptor activity. The transcript is spliced from 2 exons.